CCGGGGAGGCGCAGGAUGCGCGGGAGCCAAUGGGCAAGCUCGGGGAAGCCGGGCUGGCGGCGACGGCCGGACCGGCGCGCACUCUCGGGAUGGAGGGCGAGUGCCGGGCGUCUCAGGCGCGCUCCUGGGGCCUCCCGGCUGGGGGCGCCGGCGGGGACAGCCCGGGGGGUGACGCCCCCCUCCCCAGCAGCAUCAGCUCCUCCUCCCUGCUGCAGGCCGAGGUGCUGGAUCUGGACGAGGACGAGGACGACCUGGAGGUGUUCAGUAAGGAUGCCUCAUUGAUGGACAUGAAUUCCUUUAGCCCUCUGAUGCCGACGUCCCCUUUAUCAAUGAUAAACCAAGUCAAGUUUGAAGAUGAGCCAGAUUUGAAAGAUCUUUUUAUUACAGUCGAUGAACCUGAAAGCCAUGUUACUACAAUUGAAACUUUUAUUACUUAUAGGAUUAUUACUAAGACAUCUCGUGGGGAAUUUGACUCCAGUGAAUUUGAAGUUAGGAGACGUUAUCAAGAUUUCCUUUGGUUGAAAGAAAAACUUGAAGAAGCGCACCCCACUCUGAUUAUUCCACCAUUGCCAGAAAAGUUUAUAGUGAAAGGAAUGGUGGAACGCUUUAAUGAUGACUUCAUUGAGACACGAAGGAAGGCAUUGCACAAAUUUUUGAACCGAAUUGCUGACCAUCCAACUCUAACAUUUAAUGAAGACUUUAAAAUUUUUCUUACUGCACAAGCUUGGGAAUUCUCUUCUCACAAGAAGCAAGGGCCUGGAUUACUCAGCAGGAUGGGACAGUCAGUCAGAGCAGUUGCAUUGUCAAUGAGAGGAGUUAAAAGUCGCCCUGAGGAGUUCAUGGAAAUGAAUAACUUCAUUGAAAUAUUUAGCCAGAAAAUAAAUUUGAUAGAUAAAAUAUCUCAGAGAAUCUACAAGGAAGAACGGGAAUAUUUAGAUGAAAUGAAAGAAUAUGGCCCAAUUCAUAUUCUGUGGUCGGCAUCGGAAGAAGAUCUGGCUGAUACUCUGAAAAGUGUUGCCAGCUGCAUUGACAAAUGCUGUAAGGCCACUGAAAAACGGAUGUCUGGAUUCUCAGAGGCCCUGCUUCCUGUUGUACAUGAGUAUGUACUUUAUAGUGAAAUGUUAAUGGCUGUCAUGAAAAGAAGAGACCAAAUACAGGCAGAACUGGAUUCCAAAGUUGAAGCUUUGACGUCCAAAAAGGCAGAUACUGAUCUGCUUGCGGAAGAGAUUGGAAAACUGGAAGAUAAAGUGGAGUGUGCGAAUAAUGCCCUGAAAGCAGAUUGGGAAAGAUGGAAACAAAACAUGCAAAAUGAUAUCAAGUCAGCAUUUACAAAUAUGGCUGAGGAAAACAUCCUGUAUUAUGAACAGCAAGAUGUUUCCUUCACUGAGCUUUGAAUGGGUCUUAUGAAGAAUAUUUUCAAGUGGUGCCUGCAUUUUGACUUUACAAGGCCAUCAUUACUGACUUUACAAGAGCUUCUGUGGAUAUAUGUUGCCCUAUCACCAACUUUGCUGGUGAUUUAAAUUCAGCACUAAAUUGGCUCCAAGAAUGUUAACCAAUGAAUUUGGAUAGCACAUUUUCUGACAUCUUAUCUAGGGGAAUCUCAGCUGUUCCCUUCCAGAAAUACGUUUGGAGCAGGGCUGCAAAGCAACCUUAAUUACAGGGCAGAUGAACCAGCUACAAAUGGACAUUCUACUACUACGUGGGCUGCAAAGCAACCUUAAUUACAGGGCAGAUGAACCAGCUACAAAUGGACAUUCUACUACUACUGUGUUCUGUUCCAGAGAAGGAUGCAAUCAGUUCAAGCUGUUUUUGACUGAUGUUUCAGAUCAUGGUCUUGUAAACAGGUCUGAAAAUAGCUGCUUUUUAAAGACUGAAAAUUCCUGUAAUUAGGGUAUGCCUUAAAAAUUAACCCUAAAAAAAAUAAAUAAAUAAAGGUUGGAGGAUGGAGUAGCUUUCAGUUUUGAAUUGCUAGCUGGAUGGCUGCAGCACUGUUCUUAAAAGAGGAGGAAGCAGAUCAUUAGAAGGGAUGUGUCUAAAAGCUGUGUGUCAGAAAAGAAAGGAAAAUGGCGUUUCCUGGGUGCUGGAGAACUGUAUAAUUAACUGGGAUAACAAGCACUGAUAUUUAUUGUGGUGGGAUGCAAGGAAGAAGCUGAAAAACAAAACUCCUGGUGUCUCUGCUCCACAUCUGCCAAACUAAUUUGGGGGUAAUUUUAUCAUUUUAAUCUGCUGUGAUGUUCUUCCCCAGUUGCUAAAGUACCCUGGUGUAUACCAGAUGUCAGACAUUUAAUGAUGCCUCGGAGGCUCAGGAUGGAUUGGAUUGCAGGUGUUUAAUGCUUGCCAGGCCUUUAGAUAAGCCCAGAAAUUGGUGUUUCCUGGUUAGCACUGAUUGACAAUACUUCGAUCCUUUAGUAAAUGUUAAUGGCCAUUCUGGCCACUAGGAGGAGCUAGAGGCUACUCCAUCCACUUUUA
Bubalus bubalis (water buffalo) is the source of this 2469-nucleotide messenger RNA. RefSeq names its product sorting nexin 7 (gene SNX7). Bases 30 to 1394 code for a protein of 454 amino acids. The transcript is spliced from 9 exons. Lineage: Eukaryota; Metazoa; Chordata; Mammalia; Artiodactyla; Bovidae. Gene Ontology annotation, molecular function: phosphatidylinositol binding. The record is from RefSeq and is a predicted model, not a curated record.